AGUUAAGAUUUUGGGGGCAGUGCUCACUUCACUGCAACGCCCCCACGCGCACAGCGCGAGAGUUUCUACUACAAGAGUGGGGCGGUCUGGUGUUUAGAUGACAUGAACUUGGUAUGCUGUUUGUGUGCUUAGAGGAUCUGUUGAAUCCAUUAAUCCAUUUAGGCUCUAUAAAUGGAAUUCUUGUGAAAAAGGAUGGAAAAGUCGGACGCAUGCGAUCCAUACAGCCGACCCGCGCGCAGGACACAAUGGAUAGUGAGCACUCUGGCGUAUCAUUACGGACUAGACCGUGGAGUGGAAAACGAAAUUAUAGUCCUCGCAACCGGGUUGGAUCAAUACCUCCAAGAGAUAUUUCAUCACCUAGACUGUCAGGGAGAUGGGAAAAUACCAGCCGAGGAUUUUAACAUUCUUUGCGAUAUUUUAGGACUCAAUAAAGAGUGUGAUCUAGAGGAAUGCGCGGGGAUAUUGGAUAAUCUACCCAAAGAGUUCAGCUUCAGGCAGUUUCACGCAAAACUCUGCGGUUAUUUUAGUACCAAAGCUGGGUGUCAGUAUGAGAAUGGGAGGUUGUUGGUUGGCAAGGAGAGCGAGCAUAUAGAGACGCAGAUCAGACUCCGGAGCCCUUUGAGGCGGCGCGAGAAGCUGCUGUCGUUGGGUACCAGCAAUAAGCGAGAAAGCGGAGAGCCUUCUUCGCCCACUGUGGAUAGACACACAUCAGGUUGUAGGCAGCUGGGAUCCUGCACCAAGGAGUGUUACGAGGAAAUCGUGGCACUUGAGGAGGCUGAGGACAGGAUAGCCAAACUUGAGGAGGAAAAUGCCAGUCUCAGGGAGUUGGUGGAGGACAUGCGCGCGGCUCUUCAAAGCAGUGAUGCUCGAUCACUGGCCCUACAGGUGGGUCUGUGGAAAAGCCACUCGAAACAUAAACCAGAGGGUGGCUGUUUCAUCGCCCACCAAAGGCGAACAGCCCAGAAGCCCAACAUUUCUGGGAACCUGAAGGACAUCCAGAGUUUCCUGAGAGAAGUGGAGCUCAUCCGGAAUUCCCGGGAUGGGCAAAUCGAGGAAGCCAUGUUCUUCAACCGUAAGCUGGAGCAAGAACUGCGAGUAUCACGCGAGACCGUGUUGAUGCUGGAGGAUUGUAACAGGACUCUAAAGAAGGAGCAGGUGGAGAUGAGGAAGAGGGUGGAGGAAGCCAGACAAGCUGUGCUGAGUGGCCUCAAGAAAGUGAAGGAGCUGGAGACCAAAGCCAGUCAUGUGCCUGUUCUGCAGAGGCACGUUGAGCAGCUAGAGAUGGAGCUUCUGUACUACAGAUCUGAAGUGUCUAAAACAUCCGUUGCAUUCAUCAGUAAAUCGGACAGACGGUAUAAUGGGGCCAGUCGGCCUGCGCCACGCUGUUUUCUAGACACAGAGCAGGAUCGACACUCACCGACGGGACGUGCAGAGACUGUGCCUGACACCAUGGAGGAGCAGCUUUUCCGAUCAGUGGAGGGUCAGGCGGCGUCUGAUGAAGAGGAAGAGAGAUGGACCGGAGAGCAGCAGAGACAAGUAGACGAGGUGAAGCGAAUCCUCACCAGACUGUCCUGCUGUGGAGACAGGUGUGAUGAGAAAGCAGUGAAGAAGCUGUUGUCUCAUUUCGGCGACUCGCGCACCGAGGAGAGUCAGACGGCCGUGCUAGAGCUGCUGGAGAGGGUCACGCGACUCAACAAACAACUAGAACUGAAGGAGAGUCAGGCCAGGAGGGUGGAGAUGGACACAGACCAGAUGCGGGACGCCCUGGUCCAGGAGCUACAACAGAAGGCUGAGGAGACGGAGCUGCUCCACCUGGAGCUGCAGAUGCUGGAGACGGAGCGGGUGCGUUUGUCUCUGGUGGAGGAGAAACUGAUGGAUGUGCUACAGCUUCUGCAGCAGCUGCGAGAGCUGAAUGUCUCGAGAAGAUCUUUAGGAAAGAUUUUACUCAGCACAUUGGAGUCUUGCAGUGAUCCUCAGCAUGGGAAAGCACAUAUCUUGGAGGUGCUCAACGCUCUCUGUCAUGAACUGGCUGCGUGUGAGAUCCUCUCUAAUGGCGAGACAAUACAGAGAGCAGAGAGUCACCAGUCUCUCACCAACUCUCUGCUCAUCUCCUUCUAGACAUUACUGCCACCUGAUGGUCACAGGGUGCUACAGACUCUUCCGAAAGGACUUUUAACUGGCCAUGUUGGAAAAUGGGACCAAAAUUAGCUAUGUAUUUUUCUUCAUGUGUUUAUAUUUCUGUGUAUAGUUGUGUAAAACAUUUAGCUCGUUAUCAUUUAUAAUGAAACAUGAUGUGA
Messenger RNA from Rhinichthys klamathensis goyatoka, 2297 nucleotides. RefSeq names its product EF-hand and coiled-coil domain containing 1 (gene efcc1). Gene Ontology annotation, molecular function: calcium ion binding. NCBI's taxonomy places the organism in Eukaryota, Metazoa, Chordata, Actinopteri, Cypriniformes, Leuciscidae. The record is from RefSeq and is a predicted model, not a curated record. The coding region runs from base 193 to 2118 and encodes 641 amino acids. The transcript is spliced from 8 exons.